AUGGCGCUACGACAUGCCGCGACGGCGGCGCUCGCCGGCCUUUCCUCAAGCGCUGCAGCCUUGUACAUCAAUGGUUCGGUCACGGCGCCCUGCGACUCGCCAAUCUACUGCCAUGGCGAACUGCUCAAAGGCGUCGAAUUGGCGCAUCCCUUCGUCGACAGCAAGACAUUUGUGGACAUGCCCACGCUCAAGCCGGUAGACGAAGUGCUUGCAGCGUUCAGCAAGUUGCGCCAGCCGCUGUCUAACAACUCGGAGCUCAACAACUUCCUGGCCGAAUACUUUGCCCCGGCUGGACACGAGCUCGAAGAGGUGCCCAAGGGCGAGUUGCAGAUCGACCCCAAGUUCCUCAACAAGCUCGAGGAUCGCACCAUCAAAGAAUUCGUCAGCAAGGUGAUCGACAUCUGGCCCGACCUUACCAGGCGCUAUGCCGGCCCGGGCGACUGCUCCGGAUGCGCCAACAGCUUCAUCCCCGUGAACCGCACGUUCGUCGUGGCUGGCGGCCGCUUCCGGGAGCCCUACUACUGGGACUCGUACUGGAUUCUCGAGGGCCUCUUGCGCACCGGCGGUGCCUUCACCCAGAUCUCCAAGAACAUCAUCGAGAACUUCCUCGACUUUAUCGACACGAUCGGCUUCAUCCCCAACGGCGCCAGGAUCUACUACUUGAACAGGUCUCAGCCCCCUCUCCUGACGCGGAUGGUGAAGAGCUACGUCGACUACACCAACGACACGAGCAUCCUGGAGAGGGCCCUACCGCUGUUGAUCAAGGAGCACGACUUCUUCACCAACAACCGGAGCGUGUCCGUCACGGCGUCGAACGGCAAGACGUAUACUCUGCACAGGUACCACGUUGAAAACAACCAGCCGCGCCCGGAGUCGUACCGGGAGGACUACAUUACCGCUAAUAACGGGUCCUACUACGCGGCCUCGGGCAUAAUAUACCCGGUCAAGACACCCCUUAACGAGACGGAAAAGGCCGUGUUGUACUCCAACCUAGCCAGCGGCGCCGAGUCCGGCUGGGAUUACACCGCGCGAUGGCUUCGGGUUCCCGACGACGCUGCGAGGGACGUCUACUUCCCGCUCCGCUCGCUGAAUGUUCGCGAGAUGGUCCCCGUUGACCUCAACUCCAUCCUCUACGAGAACGAGGUUAUCAUCGCCGAGUACCUCGAAAAGGCCGGCAACUCCUCGGAAGCCAAGCGGUUCGCCUCGGCUGCCAAGCAGCGCAGCGAAGCCAUGUACAAUCUCAUGUGGAACGCCACGCACUGGUCCUACUUUGACUACAAUCUGACCUCCAACGCGCAAAACAUUUUCGUUCCGGCCGACGAGGACACCGCCUCCUUCGACCGAUAUGCGGCUCCGCCAGGUCAGCAGGUCUUGUUCCACGUCGCCCAGCUCUACCCCUUCUGGACCGGCGCGGCCCCCGCCCACCUCAAGUCUAACCCCCUCGCGGUGCAAAAAGCCUAUGCCCGCGUGUCGCGCAGGCUCGACACCAAGAAGGGCGCUAUCGCCGCGACCAACUACCGCACCGGCCAGCAGUGGGACCAGCCCAACGUCUGGCCUCCGCUGCAGCACGUCCUGAUGCAGGGCCUGCUUAACACCCCGGCCACCUUUGGCGAGUCUGACCCGGCUUACCAGGGCGUGCAGAAGCUGGCCUUGCGCCUCGCCCAGCGCUACUUGGACUCCACCUUUUGCACUUGGUAUGCCACGGGCGGCUCGACCAGCGACUUCCCACAGCUACAGGGCGUCAGCCCGGACGCUACGGGCAUCAUGUUUGAGAAGUACGCCGACAGCGCUACCAACGUGGCCGGCGGCGGCGGCGAGUAUGAGGUCGUCGAGGGUUUCGGGUGGACCAACGGCGUGCUGAUCUGGGCCGCUGAUGUCUUCGGUAACAAGCUCAAGCGCCCAGACUGCGGCAACAUCACGGCCGCGCACACUCACUCUGAGGCUAAGAGGAGCCUGGGAGAUGGCGGGCUGGCGAGAAGGGCGGUGGAGCUUGAUCCGUGGGAUGCCGCGUGGACCAAGAUGUUUGGGCGGAGCAAGCUCCGGAGGAGAGAGGCGGAGGACGUGCGGAAGCGGUGGUCGAGUUGAGGAUCCGAUUCAUAUUGCUAAUGAGCGAUGGCCUGUUGUACUUUUGCUUUUAUGCGGUAUCUUUUUACUCUUUAGUGUCUCCGUCUUGUUCGCGCUGGCAGACCUUAUCCGGUCGCGUAGUCGGGCAACGGAGGAGGUUGCUAUCUGUAUCUGGGCCUCAGCUCGAUAGCUCGCCAUCUAUGAGGAGGUCGAGCUUAUUUACGAUAGUACCAACCGAAAUAAUGAUUAUUUAGCUAUUUCUUCACACG
Molecule: messenger RNA, 2333 nt
Organism: Thermothelomyces thermophilus ATCC 42464
Lineage: Eukaryota; Fungi; Ascomycota; Sordariomycetes; Sordariales; Chaetomiaceae
Product: glycoside hydrolase family 37 protein
Exons: 3
Coding region: 1-2085 (694 amino acids)
Biological process (GO): trehalose catabolic process
Molecular function (GO): alpha,alpha-trehalase activity
Source: RefSeq, a predicted model, not a curated record